Prorocentrum cordatum is the source of this 816-nucleotide messenger RNA. The record is from the annotation of a GenBank genome assembly. NCBI's taxonomy places the organism in Eukaryota, Dinophyceae, Prorocentrales, Prorocentraceae.
CGCAGCCACAUCCCUGGUGGCCCGAGGGGGCGGGGCCAACGCGCGCGGCCUGCGCACCCCGGCGCCGGCAUGUCGUCCAACGCCGCGCUGGUGAUGUGCGCGAGGGGGGCGAGGAACCAGGUGUCCAGUGUGCACGAGAAGCAACUUGAGGAGAUCUACACCUGCUUCGAGCGGCUGCGAGUGAGGCCGCUGGCCGAGCGGAAGGCGCCGAGGCGGGGGCCCGAGCCCGCCGCGCUGAAGGCGCCCAAGGCCCUGACUCUGCCCGAGGGCCUGCGGGACUGGUUCGUCAACCGCGGCGUCCAGGGGCUGCCACAGUGGUGUGCAGCAACCCAGGCCGACGAGCAGCAGCUGUGCCGUCACGUGGUGGCGCUGCACAGGCUGGGGGUCCCGCCGUUCUUCCGGGAGCAGCUGCAGCCCCUGAUCAUGAAGCUCUUCGUGUCGCUGGAGGCCCGGGUGCCCAGCGCGCGGAUCCCCGCGGACGACGCUCGGAGGGCCGAGUUCUGGCCGGAGCUGAAGGACAGCCUGGUGCGGCUGGCCGUGCCGGCCAUGGCGGAGGUGGUCUUCGAGCUUUUCGGCAGGAGCUCCAGCCUGGUCGUCGUGCUGGACGCCUCCGGCUGGAGCCCCGCCGCUGGGCACUGGAAGGUCUCCCAGCGCAUCUGCUUCGUCGACGUGGCGGUGUCCCUGGACACGGCGCGCCGCGCGCGCGGCAUGCUCGUGCGGCGCCUGGAGAGGGCGUGCCGCGCCGGGGGCUUCGCCGAGGGCGGGCUGGCCGCGGGGCUGAUCGAGGACGCGAGCGGGCGGCGGACUACCGGCUAG